GGGGUUGAACCAGACAGUCCGAGCCCGGAGUCAGUGCUCUUGCUGUUACAGGUUUGCGCUGUUCGUGCCCGUUGUGCUUGGUGCUCACCGAAAUGCUGCUGCCGCUCCUACUGUUCUGCUCCGUGGCUGGCAUUGUCCAGUCCACUGUCUACUUCACCGAACAAUUCGCAGAUGGAGAUGCCUGGAAGAGCCGAUGGAUUGAGUCCAAAUACAAAUCAGACUAUGGCAAAUUCAAACUAACAGCUGGAAAAUUUUAUGGAGAUCUUGAGAAAGACAAAGGUAUUCAGACCAGCCAGGAUGCUAGGUUUUAUGCCCUGUCAGCAAGAUUUGAGCCGUUCAGCAAUGAGGGGAAAAACCUAAUAAUUCAGUUCACAGUGAAACAUGAGCAGAAGAUAGAUUGUGGCGGUGGUUAUAUUAAACUUUUCCCAGCUGAUGUGGAUCAGGAUAACAUUCAUGGAGAAUCUGAAUAUUAUCUCAUGUUUGGUCCCGAUAUUUGUGGAUAUUCAACAAAGAAAGUGCAUGUAAUUGUCAACUACAAAGGCAAGAACCAUCUCGUCAAGAAAGAUAUUAAGUGCAAGGAUGAUGAGUUGACCCACCUCUACACACUGAUCAUUAAACCUGAUCAGACAUAUGAAGUUAAGAUUGACAAUGCAAAAGUGGAGUCUGGAAACCUGGAGGACGAUUGGGACUUGCUGCCAUCAAAGAAGAUCAAGGACCCUGAGGUGUCCAAGCCAGAGGACUGGGAUGACCGAGAGACAAUUGAUGAUGUUGAUGAUAAAAAGCCAGAGGAUUGGGAUAAACCUGAAAACAUUCCAGACCCUGAUGCCAAGAAACCAGAGGAUUGGGAUGAAGAAAUGGACGGGGAGUGGGAGCCUCCGAUGAUCCCAAAUCCAGAUUACAAGGGUGAAUGGAAACCAAAACAAAUAAAAAACCCCAAUUACAAAGGUGCCUGGGUUCAUCCAGAGAUCGAUAAUCCUGAAUAUGCUCCUGACACAAAUAUAUACAGAUUUGAGAACAUUGGUGUGAUUGGACUGGAUCUAUGGCAGGUGAAAUCUGGUACUAUUUUUGAUAAUUUCCUCAUUACUGAUGAUGAAAAAUAUGCAGAAGAGUUCGGCAAGGAGACCUGGGGAAAGACCAAGGAGCCUGAGAAGAAGAUGAAGGAAAGUCAGGAUGAGGAAGAAAGCAAACGUAUGGCUGAGGAAGCGAAAAAGAAAGACGAUGAGGCUGAUGAAGAUGAGGAUGAAGAAGAUGAGGAGGAAGAGGAUGAGGAGGAAGAAGAGGAAAAGAAAGAGGAAGAGGACGAGGAAGAGGAGGAGGAGGAGGAUGCACCAAAAGAUAAAACUAAAGAAAAAGAUGAAUUGUGAAAUCUGUAUAUUGUCAGCCAUGCCCAAUCAAUGUUUUUCAGCGAUUUAAUCCUUUCACCUCUAUCAUCUCUUAAGGUUUCUGACUGAAAGGUCUCCCAAAUAGCAAUGCAGUGCUUACAAACUUGAGGCUAUGGGCUUUACUACUAAAAGUUUUCUUUGACAUAUAAACUACUUCACUACAUCUUCCAAACGCUCUGACUCUAAUGGGAAUCAGUAGAGCUCAGGUGCUGGGCAAGCCUGUUGAGAAUCAGAAUCGUUGUUUUGUGCCAUUAGCAUCUAAUGGAGCCUAGCAAUGGUUGUAGUUAAUUACUGGGACCUACUGAUUCAAGCCAUGCUGAAGUGAAGAUUGACUGACUCAUCUGAAAGUCUGUUCCUUUGACUCUUUUUUUGUUUUGCCCCAUCAUAGUCCUCUGGAAAAAGUUGUUGGUUUCUGGCAGCUAUGUUUUCUUACUGGGAAGGCAGAAUGUCUGAAUCUGUCUCUCCUCUUCAUGGUUGAGAAAAUUCCUCAGGGCAGAUGGGAUGUAAAUUUCCUUCUGUUGACCUAGAGAUGCAGAUUUGUUCUGGGGAAAACUCCUCAAACAUUUUUCAAUAUUAUUUCAGUUCUUCUGAAUGAAAUAUUUCUGUCUGACCUGAUGAAUGUACUACCGUGAAUAGUACUGGGUAUAGAUUUCAUCCCUGACCCAAUAUAGUGGAGCAUGAAUACUGUGAUGCCUCCUAAAUUGAAGGGAUCAAGAAUUAAAUGAUAGCUGCAUGUUUUUACAUAGGACUGGCAAAAUUAGCUAUGUUGUAAUUAAGCUGUACUGUAUGUAAAUUAGGACAUUGAUAUAAAUACUAUGGCUGUAUUACUUGAAUGCAAUGCAGGAAUUGGAAGGAAUGGAAAGUAAGGAAGUCACCUUGAGAAAUCCACUUUGUUUUUAUUUUAAAUUUUUUAGCAGAGCUUUGUGUCAGGAACUUUUCUUCCAGUUGAGGAGGAGCUGGUGAAUAGAUUAACCAUCGCAUUGAAACUGCAUUCACAUCAGUACCCGAUGGAAGAUUCCAUUGUUGGAUCUUGGUGUAAAUAAUUGCAAUCCUAGGUAAUGCCCCACUUUUCAGCUGAGGUUUUGAUUAUUUUUGGUACCUUUUCAAAAACAAAAUGAAGUCUGUCUUUAACUGAUUUUGUAGGGUCUGAAUGUAUUUCCAGAGAAAACAUUUUUGUUUUAAAUAAACCUGUACAAAAAUUGUCAAA
This is a messenger RNA of Stegostoma tigrinum, 2589 nucleotides long. Its product is annotated as calreticulin-like. The transcript is spliced from 9 exons. Lineage: Eukaryota; Metazoa; Chordata; Chondrichthyes; Orectolobiformes; Stegostomatidae. Gene Ontology annotation, molecular function: calcium ion binding. The record is from RefSeq and is a predicted model, not a curated record. Gene Ontology annotation, biological process: protein folding. Gene Ontology annotation, cellular component: endoplasmic reticulum; endoplasmic reticulum membrane. Bases 93 to 1364 code for a protein of 423 amino acids.